AAUUCUCCAUUUCCAGUUUUGACCAUUGAUUUUUCUUUUUCCUCUUUCUGGAAUUAGCAAAUUUAAAUUCUUACAUGUGAAGCCAACAAGCUCGCAGCACUUGAGAUCAAAUGUUUUCCCACCUCUGCUCCCUAGAGCGUGGCGAUCACUCAUGGAUCUCAUCCCAUCUCAUGUGACCGAAACUCUGGCCUAUGGGAUCGUGAAUUACGAGGUGUUUCCUUAACGGUAGCGCGUUAGUCGACGCGCAAGUCAUGGUCGUGAAUAUUAAGGUAGAUAGAAUUAUUUUGUGUUUUUGACACACGCAAAGCAAAUGUUUGUUUACUCCCCAACUUUUCUUGGAUCAAAUUAUAAUUAAUCAAAUCAGAUUGUAAUAUAGAAAGCAAAGAUUGGAAAAUCCAAAGAAGCAAAACUUCAUUCUCCUUCUUCCACCCAAGCCAAAUCUAACCUGAAACAAGAAAGGGAAUAAAAACCCUAAACCUAGUUAACUAUUCAACUCCAAACAUUUAAUUUCACCGUCAAAACAAACAAAGAAACUGAACAUUUUACACAUACAACAAAAAAAAAAGAAGCUUUAAUCAUUUUCAUUAACUACACAGAGAGGGAGGGAAGAGAGAGAUAGAAUUCAGCAAAAACAAAAAACAAAACAAAGCUUUACUGUGCUGAUCUAGAUUUUAUCAUCAAUGGUGUUCAGUCUUCUGAAACCAAAGAUCCUCAAAUACCCAUUUCCUGAAACAUCUUCAAAUUCCAAAUUCAACCCAAAUUUCCUUCUUUGAUCAUCAAUAAACCCAUAUGCUCAAAAUCUUUGAAUCAAAUUUAUCAAAAAGAGUUACGAUUUUUAAAGAGCUUAAAACAUUAUUGUUAUGGGAGCUGAAAAGAAAUGGCUUUUCACUCUCUUUUCGGCAACAUUUCUCUCCAUUCUCCUCCUCUUGCUCUACUCAAUCUCAGCUUUCAGCUCCCCUAGGCCUUUCCCUUCACUAGUCCAACAUGGCCUUCAUUAUCCACCAGCUUUUGGGUACUAUAUAUUUGGUGGAAGAGGUGAUAAAGAUCGGAUCUUUAGGCUUCUGCUUGCUGUCUAUCAUCCCAGGAAUCGAUAUUUGUUGCAACUUGGAGCUGAUGCUUCUGAUGAGGAAAGGUAUAGGUUGGCCGUGGCUUUGAAAUCUGUACCUGCUAUUAGGAGUUUUGGAAAUGUGGAUGUCAUAGGGAAGCCUGAUCGGUUUUCUUAUAUGGGUUCUACGCAUAUUGCUGCCACGUUGCAUGCUGCUGCUAUUUUGAUGAAGGUUGAUCGUGGCUGGGAUUGGUUUAUUGCUUUGAGUGCUUUGGAUUAUCCCUUGGUUACUCAAGACGAUUUGUCCCAUGUGUUCUCCUCAGUUAGGAGGGACCUCAAUUUCCUUGAUCAUACUAGUGACCUUGGGUGGAAAGAAGGUCAAAGGAUCCAGCCUAUUGUGGUUGACCCAGGGCUUUACCUAGCUAGGAGGACCCAAAUUUUUCAUGCUACAGAGAAACGACCAAUGCCAGAUGCUUUUAAAGUAUUUACAGGUUCCCCAUGGGUUGUCUUAAGCAGAUCCUUUCUGGAAUUUUGCCUUUUUGGGUGGGAUAAUCUACCUCGGACCCUUCUGAUGUAUUUCAACAAUGUUAUGUUAUCUGAAGAAAGUUAUUUCCAUUCUGUCAUUUGCAAUUCACCUGAGUUCAAGAACACUACUGUAAACAGUGAUUUAAGAUAUAUGAUCUGGGACAGUCCUCCAAAGAUGGAACCACACUUUCUCAACAUUUCUGAUUAUGAUCAAAUGGCUCAAAGUGGAUCAGCAUUUGCAAGACAGUUUCAAAAAGAUGAUCCUGUGUUGGACAUGGUUGAUGAAAAGAUCCUCAAGCGUGGGCAAAACCGAGUUGCCCCUGGGGCAUGGUGCACUGGUCGCAAGAGUUGGUGGAUGGAUCCUUGCUCACAAUGGCGUGAUGUAAAUGUCUUGAAACCCGGACCUCAGGCAAAGAAGUUUGAGGAAACUAUGACAAAUCUUCUUGAUGACUGGAAUUCACAGUCUAAUCAGUGCACAUGAGGGAGGUGUGAACUGAAAGGUGAAUAUUUCAGAGACUUAGUGCACUGUCAUUGCAUCUGAAUUUCAUGAAAGCUUCAAAAGAACAUCAGAUGUGAUGCAUUCUUUGGUCUGUAUACCUAUUUUUUUGGGGUUCCUCUUAUCACAGGCUAGAAUUUUUUUAUACGAAAUGCUAGAAUUGAGGGAGGAAACAAGUGAAUUCACUUGAGAUUUUGCUCUGCGUUGUUGGCUUCAGGGUUAGUAUUUAAUGGUCAAGCCACCUAGAAGUCUUCAAUGAGUAAGAGGACCUCCCUCUCGAGCUGCCAUUUGCAUGCUGUUGUAUGUUCUAUGCACCUUUCAUUUGGCACGUUGAUGUUGGAAGACAAAUUCAUUCUUUAAAAUCUCUUAAUUGUAUUGCUGUCCUAAUUCUCCCUGUCUCUCUCUCUCUUGUGCAUUCCAGCAAGGGGUCGGUUUUUUGUGGCAAGAAAUUGUGAACUAAGAAAACGAUCUGAGAAACUUUUGCUCAUCUAUGCGUAUCCCUUGACCUUUUACACGCAUCAUGAAUCCUGAGAGAAAUUUCUUUCUUUUCCGUAUUUAAGGAAAUUGUUAAAGAGUUCGCAACAUAUACGCGGGCUAAAAGAAGUCACUGGCGUGGAUUAUACAACCCUUGUUGAAACUGCAUGAAAUGCUCUUUUUAGUCGAAUCUUUAACAGCUAGCAAGCAGGAACAAAACUGGCCGUCUAUGUGCAUAUUUAUCUUCUGCUGCAACACCUGCCUUGAACUUGGAGGCAUUAUCAAUAUUCCUGCUCUUCGCAUAAAAUCACUUCCCACGCACUAACAGAAAUCCAUCAAGCAUCAAAAUUUCAAUCUCAACUUCAUUCCAGGCCACAAAACCUCAUUUGGGUAUCCACCAACUCUUCAUCUUAUCAUCUACAGAUCGAUCCACGAGGAUUUAACACCAAAAGAAUUUUCUUUUGAGCCCGUGAAAAG
Durio zibethinus is the source of this 3017-nucleotide messenger RNA. Its product is annotated as beta-glucuronosyltransferase GlcAT14A-like. Gene Ontology annotation, molecular function: glucuronosyltransferase activity. Gene Ontology annotation, cellular component: membrane. The record is from RefSeq and is a predicted model, not a curated record. Lineage: Eukaryota; Viridiplantae; Streptophyta; Magnoliopsida; Malvales; Malvaceae.